GGGCCGGCUGAGUGAGGGGAUGCUGCUGGUGCUGUCGGAAGAGCAGAAGGCCCACCUGGGCUGCCUGCCGCGGGCGGGCGGCGCAGCCAUCGGCGAGCUGGGCCGUCUGGCGGUGGAGCUGCUGCGGCGGGGCGCGGCGCCGCGGGCCUGCGAGGCGGCCGCCAGAAAACUUAACAUCGGUGUUGACACUGUUCAGCAUGGAGUAGAAGGGCUAUCAUAUCUGCUUACUGAGAGCUCCAAGCUUAUGAUUUCUGAGAUAGACUUCCAAGAGUCCAUUCAUGUUCUGGGAUUCUCAGAUGAACUGAACCAGUUACUGCUCCAGCUGUACCUUGACAACAGGAAGGAGAUCCGAAGCAUCCUCAGCGAGCUGGCUCCAAAGCUUCCCAGCUAUCACAGCCUGGAAUGGAGACUGGAUGUGCAGCUUGCAAGCCGAAGUUUGAGACAACAGAUUAAGCCUGCUGUGACUCUAAAGCUGCAUCUCAAUCAGAAUGGAGAUCAAACUGCCCAGGUGCUGCAAACCGACCCUUCCACUCUCCUCCAUCUUAUCCAGCAACUGGAGCAAGCGCUGGGGGAAAUGAAAACAAACCACUGCAGGAGAAUAGUGCGUAACAUGAAGUAGUGCUGGUGCCAGGCUGGAGGCUUUCUCAGCUAAAGCAAUGCUCACAAAUACAUUUUGAGGGAAAAAUAAACAUCUGGAUCAGAUGAAAUGCUUUCCUGUGCCAGGAUCUUAAGCCAGUAACGACUGGUUGCAUGUUCUCUGGUGCUAACUUUGCACCUCUGCCUGACAGGCGAUAGGAAACCGGCUUUCCUUUGAUGGCAAAGGCAGAAAUUCAGCUGGCUAUACUGAGGAUUUCUUUUAAGUGUAGUUCUACCUGAAGACCCUUCCCACAGUAAGGAGAGCUGUCUCAGUAUUAUAUGAAGCUGCACAUUUAUUUUUAUGUUUAUCAGGUAGUUUUUUCCCCUUGGUUUUGCUCUUGGAUUGAUGGGGGGUUUUCAAAACCAACCCUGUACUGGGGGGGAUGAUAAUUUCCAGGAUGUUCCCUCCAUCUAGAUUCAUGUAUGUGUAAGAGUACAUGUGGGAGUCCUGCCCUCUGUAGAGGGUUCACCCAGUUUGGGCUGGGUGCUGUACUGCAUUCCUGCCCUUCUCACAUAAGGAAAGAAAGCCUCAGUAUGCUGAUGCUGCCAUUCAGCAGAGCUGGCCCUAGCCCCUUGCUGGCAGGCUCAGGGGGCUGCAGGAAGCAGUCACCAGAGAGAACCCAGUGCCCCAAACAUGUCAGCACCCUGAUCAUAGGUAAAGGGGAGCUGGAACAGCCCAAUAGCCAAAUCAUGACCUAGAGGGUAGAUUCAGCAAGUAAGUUCUGCUAAAUCCCAUCUUCAUCUUGUGAUGGAACAGUUUUUGUUCCCCUCUUUGGAUGGUGUGCUCAUAAAAGAAGGACUAGCUAAGAACUGCAAAAAAUAAAUGCUGCUCUCCCAUUUGCCUAAUAAAAACUUUGUCAAAAGUCACUCUUCAGUUGUAUUUAAUGCAAUCCUUGGUGGCUUUUGUGAAUGAGAUUAAAUAGUUCUACUGCUUAACCUUUAA
Messenger RNA from Dryobates pubescens (Downy woodpecker), 1579 nucleotides. RefSeq names its product COMM domain containing 2 (gene COMMD2). The transcript has 5 exons. NCBI's taxonomy places the organism in Eukaryota, Metazoa, Chordata, Aves, Piciformes, Picidae. The record is from RefSeq and is a predicted model, not a curated record. Bases 20 to 619 code for a protein of 199 amino acids.